Acaulospora morrowiae is the source of this 199-nucleotide messenger RNA. Lineage: Eukaryota; Fungi; Glomeromycota; Glomeromycetes; Diversisporales; Acaulosporaceae. The record is from the annotation of a GenBank genome assembly.
GUCCCUAGAGACCGAAUUGGAAGAUUUGGACAAAUAUGUAGAUAAGGAGACUGUAGUUGACUUAAUACAUGAAAUAAUUCCCUCACUGAUUAAUGAAAAAGGUAAGGGUCCCUCCUAUUCUUACGAGACACCCGAAGUAUCCGAUUCAGCUAAGACAUAUGAGGUAAGAGUAAGAAAGGCCGUUCCUUAUAAGCAAUGA